AUGGAUUUAGAUAUAUUUAACAACAUUCAUCAGCAACCAUAUGAGGGAAAUUAUGAGUAUAGCAUGUUAAAAGCUGUGAGAGUAGUGACUCAGCUCUACCUACACAUUUUGUCUAUGGCAUUUGCUGUAAAGGAGAUUAAUGAAAAUCUCCAGAUUUUGUCCAAUCUCACCCUAGGCCUUCAUAUCUAUAACAGCAAUUUUAUUGCAAGCUGGACAUACCAUGCCUCAAUGGAACUCUUCUCAACACAAGGCAAGCUAAUCCCUAACUAUAAGUGUGAAACAGAAAAAAAUCUGGUGUCAGUCAUUGGAGGACCCGAUUCUGAAGUCUGUAUCCACAUGGCAGCCAUCCUGUCCAUUUACAAGAUUCCACAAUUCACUUAUGGUUCUGCUUCUGAGACGAAUAGGAAAACUCAAGCUGUUUUCCAGCACCAGCUCUUUCCAGAUGUACAAAGACAAUAUAAUGGGAUUCUUCAGUUACUGUUGCAUUUCCAGUGGACAUGGAUUGGAGUAGUAUAUGACAAUGAUAAUAAUGGAGAGAGAUUUAUCCAGGAUGCUCUUCCUAUAUUUUCUCAGAGAGGAAUCUGUUUUGAUUAUAUUGAAAAAUUCCCAGUAAUUACAUCAGUUAGUGACAUUGAUAAGAUGGUGACAGAGGGGUUAAACCUGUAUGGUGUUGUAAUUGGAAGUAUUGCUAACGUAUCCGUUAUUUAUGGUGAAAUUGAGACCAUGAUAUUUGUCAGACUGUUUCCCAUUAUAUUGAAAUAUGAGGAUGUAACAAUACAUGCAACAGGAAGGGUUUACGUUAUGACAGCUCAGAUGGAUUUCACAUCAUUCUCCUUUCAAAAGAAUGAAGACAUAGACUUUCUUCAUGGUGCCCUGUCCUUAGCAGUUCAUUCAAAGGAGGUCCUGAGAUUCACUGACUUUCUUCAGUUGACAAAUGCUACCUUUAAAGGAGAAGAUGGUUUCAUUCAGGCUUUUUGGGAAGAAGCCUUUGGAUGUUUCUUUCCUGAGUCCAUGAUAAAGAGGCAAGGAAGGGUCUCCUGCACUGGUGAGGAGAAACUGGAGAAUCUCCCAGCAUCUAUUUUUGAAAUGAGCAUGACCUCCCAUAGCUACAGCAUCUACAAUGCAGUCUAUGCUGUGACUUAUGUUUUGCACAACAUGCUUUCAUUUCAAUCAAAAAAGAGUGUCCAUGAAGCAACCCAAAGCCUACUGGCUCAACACCUGUGGAAGCUCAACCAUUUUGUGAAAAUCAUCUCAUUUAACAACAGUGUUGGGGAAACUGUUUACUUUAAUCAAAAUGGAGAAAUGGAAACUGGAUUUGAUAUUUUCAACUGGGUAACAUUUCCAAACCUUUCAUUCCUUAGAGUCAAAGUUGGAGACAUACAACCCUUGUCUCAGACAGAAAAAACAUUUACUAUUUCAGAGGAAUCCAUAAUUUGGCCAAAGUGGUUUAAUCAGGCAAAGCCUUUUUCUCUCUGCAAUGACAAUUGUCAUCCAGGUUAUAGGAAGGCCAAAAAGGAAGGGAAACCAUUUUGCUGCUAUGAUUGCCUUCUUUGUCCAGGAGGAAAGAUUUCUAAUCAGAAAGACAUGGACAAUUGCUUUCAGUGUCCACAACAUCAUUAUCCCAAUGAGGAGCAAAAUUUUUGCAUUCUAAAAUAUGUAACUUUUUUGUCCUAUGGAGAACCUUUGGGGAUCACCUUCACCAGUUUUAUUAUUAUUUUUUCUAUCAUUACUAUUUUGGUGCUCUGGCUCUUCAUUAAACACAAUGACACCCCUAUUGUGAAAGCCAACAAUGAGACCCUCACCUACAUUCUUCUCAUCUCUCUCCUGCUUUCAUUUCUUUGUACCUUGCUUUUUAUUGGUUGGACUCAUCAAUGGACAUGUCUUCUUCGGCAAGUUACUUUUGGUAUCAUCUUCUCUGUGGCAGUUUCUAGCAUUUUGGCAAAGACUAUCAUUGUAAUUCUAGCUUUCAUGGCUACCAAGCCAGGGUCCAGAAUUAGAAAAUGGAUGGGAAACAGACUGGCUGUUUCUAUGGUUGUUUCUUGUUCCUUUAUUCAAACCAUUAUUUGCAUUGUAUGGCUAUCAACCUCUCCCCCAUUCCUAGAUGUUGACAUGAAUUCCGUGCCAAAGGAAAUAGUAUUGAUUUGUAAUGAAGGGUCAAUCGUCAUGUUCUACUGUGUCCUUGGUUUUAUGGGUUUCUUGGCAACUAUCAGCUUCAUAGUGGCUUUCCUGGUCAGGAAAUUACCUGACACAUUUAAUGAAGCCAAAUUUAUUACCUUUAGCAUGUUGAUAUUUUGUAGCAUCUGGCUAUCAUUUGUUCCAACAUACUUGAGCACAAAGGGGAAAUAUAUGGUAGCUGUUGAGAUCUUUUCUAUUUUGUGCUCCAGUGCGGGGUUGCUGGCUUUUAUUGUUUUCCCAAAAUGUUACAUUAUUGUGGUGAGGCCUGAUUUAAAUAACAAGGAACAGCUAAGAAGGGGAAGAAUUUAA
This is a messenger RNA of Crotalus tigris (Tiger rattlesnake), 2484 nucleotides long. RefSeq names its product vomeronasal type-2 receptor 26-like. Lineage: Eukaryota; Metazoa; Chordata; Lepidosauria; Squamata; Viperidae. Gene Ontology annotation, biological process: G protein-coupled receptor signaling pathway. The transcript has 6 exons. The record is from RefSeq and is a predicted model, not a curated record. The coding region runs from base 1 to 2484 and encodes 827 amino acids. Gene Ontology annotation, molecular function: G protein-coupled receptor activity. Gene Ontology annotation, cellular component: membrane.